Haliotis rufescens (red abalone) is the source of this 2811-nucleotide messenger RNA. RefSeq lists its product as uncharacterized. Lineage: Eukaryota; Metazoa; Mollusca; Gastropoda; Lepetellida; Haliotidae. Gene Ontology annotation, molecular function: protein binding. The record is from RefSeq and is a predicted model, not a curated record. The coding region runs from base 67 to 2811 and encodes 914 amino acids. The transcript is spliced from 5 exons.
CAAGUCGAUGAGACGAGCCUCACACAGCCCCUUCAGCAUGUUCAACUGACGAAAUAACAGUGAGAAAUGGAAGGAAAUCCGGACUCACGUGACCAUCAGAUGACCGGACGCCUCACAGAGGAAGCAGCUGAUUUACUGAGGAGAACUGAACAAGGGAGACAACCAACUUCCACAACUGCAAUACAGCACAACUACAGUGGUCCAGUGUCUCAGGUGGACUUGACCAAUGCUACCAAUGUCUCCGUCUCCGUGGGGGAACAAGGAGCUAGAGGAUGUCUGUCACAAGAACGUUACUGCCAAAAGGUGGAACUGCUCAAUGAGUAUUUUGUGGACAUCCAUGCCCUCCAGACAGCCCAACAGCUCCUUGAGAAGCAUGGCCAUGUCAGUAUCUGUGGAGCUCCUGGAGAUGGGAAGACCAGCAUUGCUCUGAAGAUCUGUGAGGCAUAUCAACAAAAGAGAUAUGAAACAGUUUUUGUGGAAAACAUUGAACGUUUUGACGUUGAUACAAUUUCUAAACGGCAAUCACACAUGUUGGUUGUUUUUGAUGAUAUAUUUGGUUCUGUCACAUUCAGUUCAAAUUUGGAAAAACUACAUGAAUUGUUCAGUGCCUUGGUUGAUGAUCUUGCUAAAACUGCCGGUGAUAAAGAGAGUGAUUCCAUGAGGAAGAAAGAUAAACAAUCAAAAGGUAAGGAAAAGUCCAAUGAAGAAACCCCCAUCUACAGACUGAAGCUUGUUUUUACAUCUAGGACAUACAUCUGGAAGGAGGGGUGUUCAAGACUACAUCAGUACAAAGUGGACCUACUUAAAACACAAGCUAUGCUUGAUAUGACUAAAGACCAUCUCACGGUUGAAGAAAAGAAACGUAUGUUACGUUCCUUCAAGAGCAAACAUCCUAAAUGUGAUAUCUCUGAAAAGGAUAUUUGUAGCAUCACAGAUUCAAAACACAAUAUAUUUGGAUUCCCUCUUAUCAGCAGACUCUUUUUUACUCAUGCAGUCUUCCAGAUGCACAAUGUAAAAUUCUUCAAUAAUUCACUGACCUACCUGAGAGGUGACCUUGACGCCAUUGUCCGGGAAGAAAGCAAUAGAUCAGCAGCCAUCCUUCUCCUUAUCCUGUGUGAUGGAAACCUGAACCUUGUUUCUUUGCAGUCACGGAAAGCUGGAAUUGUCAUGUUUGAUGCUGUGAAGGACGUAGUUCCUUGUUGUACAAGCACCGGGAUUGCCAAGGAGAUCGCAAACUUUACUGGGGUCUACUGUACAGUCGAGGAUCACAUUGCAAGUUUCUCUCACCCCUCCAUAUAUGAUGCUGCAGCCUGCGCUGUUGGAAAACUCAAUCUCGUGUUGCUGCUGGAACACUGCUCCCUGAAAUUCAUAUAUGAAAGAGUGAGGCUGGGUAAGAGUAUACAGUCAUCAGACAUUGGAGAUGUCACAAACAUGAUCUACAUCACCCCCCAACUACACCAAACAGUAGUGGACAGACUGGUGGAAGGUAUUCGACAAGGAUGCUUCAUUUGGACAGUGAAACAUCCAGUUCUCUGUGAAGAGAGGAUUGCCGCCCUACUAUGGACAGAGAUUAAAAAUAACAUUGUUGAAAUUGUUGAACAAAAGGAUAGGGACACAGAUGAAUGCUUUUUGUAUUUAGCUUCCAUAUCUGAGAGUUACUUUCUAUUCUCAAAGUCAUUAGAAGUAGUUGGAAGACAGGGUGACACAUCAACUGAUCUAUAUGACUGUGUGGUAGCCUGUGUUACUUAUGGCAAACUGAAACAUCUGGAACACCUCGUUACAAUCAUGAGUCUACGUGGAGAAUUCGAUGUUGAUUUUUCCAUAGACGGGAAAACCCUUCUGAUCAUGGCUGCCAAGUCAGGACAGUCAGAGGUAGUCAACUUCCUCAUCCAGAAGGGUGCUGAUAUUUCAUUGACGGACUGGACAGGAAGCACCUGUUUACAUUAUGCCUGUGAAUCAGGAAGCAUGGCGUUGACCACAAAGGUUGUUGAAAUGUGUCCUGUUAUACUAAAUUCCAUGAGUUUUGUAGGUUUAACACCUGCAAUGCUUUGUGCCAAAGCAGGUCACCUUUUGAUCCUGAAGUUCCUGAAACAAAAAGGAGCCGAUUUAACUCUUACCGACAAAAACUUGGUAGAUUGUUUGCACUUGGCGAGUGAAAAUGGCAAUCUGUCAACUGUGAAAUUUUUGAUUUCUCUGAAAAUGUUUAAUGUGAACAAGAAGGAAACAUAUUUAAUCCCAACAUCAGCUAUGAAGGCAGCAAGAAGAGGACACUAUGAUGUUUAUCAUCUCCUUGUGUCUGAGGGUGCAGAUCUCACUGUUACUGAUCAAUACAACAGAGACUGUCUGAUGUUGGCAUGUCUGGGAGGAAACCUAUCUAUAGUGAAACAUGUUUUGUCAUUGAAAACAUGCGACAUCAACAGGCGGCAAGGAUAUUUGAAACAAACACCAGUUAUGAUGGCAUUGGAAAGAGGACACUGUGAUGUUUAUCAUCUCCUUGUGUCUGAGGGUGCAGAUCUGACCCUUACUGAUGGUAACAACACAGACUGUCUGAUGUUGGCAUGUGUCGGAGGAAACAUAUCUAUAGUGAAACAUGUCUUGUCAAUGAAAACAUGGGACAUCAACAGGCGGCAAGGAUAUUUGAAACAAACACCAGUUAUGAAGCUUGAGGACUGGGACCCUCAUAACGCCAUAUUGUGCAGGUGUUGUAACUCUGGGUCGCCAGAAUGUGGUCGGUCAGUAACGGACAGCCUACUGCUGACGCUGUGCAAUUCUUGUGGUAGUGGUGAGAUGACAUCCAAACUGUCUGGCUAG